AUGGUCCAUCAUUCCGAGUCCGAAAUCCCCGCCCCUGUUGUUGCGCAUAUCGAGCAGCCUUUCUCCCCUGGUCUCCCACAUCUAAACCCCUCCGAUAUGACCUUACCUCAAACAGAGAAGGCUUUUAAUAUAAAGCAGGCGGAUGGCUAUCAGAGUUGGCAGUUUCCUUCAAUAAAUGUUCCUCUUCCGGCUGAAUUUGAUCUCUGGCUUAAAAAAUAUGAUGAGUUGACCGAGCUUUCUGUCUUCACGGGAGCAAAGUCCCGGGUUCGGGUAGACGCUUUGAUAGUGGCGGUAUACCGCAGCCUAUCAGACCAAGGACUACUCCAAACCCCUACCGGCACUCGAGUGACUUUGGCUCUAGAGAGUCCUUUGGAGUGGGGGCCUGUCCUCCACCAAAAUGUCCCACAUACGUGUAUUGGGACGGCAGAUUACAGUCUCCUUUUUGGAGAGAAGGACCACAUGGCCUGCCAUUUAGUUAUUAUCGAAGCUAAGAGACGCGGCAGUUUCCCAGAUCAGGGCCAAAUCCUCGCCUAUAUGGCGAUGGUACAAGCCAAUAGAAGAUCAAGGGGCCAGACAAAUUGGACGGUUUGGGGGGCCCUGACAGACGGCUGGGUCUUCCAUUUUUACCAGCUAAACAUGGAGGGAGAGUGGUCAGUCCUGCCAUUACAGACCAAGAGAGAAGGCUGGCAAGCUAUUGCCAGCAUGUUUGGGUCCAUCGUCCUACAUGCACAACAGGCAUGCAACUCCCCCCUUCGACUUAAAAUCGGUUCCCUUCAGAUGGCACCAAUGGAGGAGUUCAUGAGCGAGUUCGAGGAUGCUCUAGACGUUGACGCUUAA
Messenger RNA from Penicillium mononematosum, 837 nucleotides. RefSeq lists its product as uncharacterized. NCBI's taxonomy places the organism in Eukaryota, Fungi, Ascomycota, Eurotiomycetes, Eurotiales, Aspergillaceae. The record is from RefSeq and is a predicted model, not a curated record. The coding region runs from base 1 to 837 and encodes 278 amino acids. The transcript is spliced from 3 exons.